Bombus terrestris (buff-tailed bumblebee) is the source of this 2441-nucleotide messenger RNA. It is a transcript of the gene coro, whose product is annotated as coronin-1C-A. The transcript is spliced from 6 exons. Gene Ontology annotation, molecular function: actin filament binding. Gene Ontology annotation, biological process: actin filament organization. Bases 337 to 1821 code for a protein of 494 amino acids. The record is from RefSeq and is a predicted model, not a curated record. Lineage: Eukaryota; Metazoa; Arthropoda; Insecta; Hymenoptera; Apidae.
AUAGUUAAUCGUGAGUCGUAGUUGCGCGUGAAUAUCUCUGUUGCGUAUGUGCAUGUGGCGUAUACAAACACGUGGUAGAUUAGAUACAGUUAGCGCGAGAGAAUAGCAGUCGGCGUCAACCCGUUGACGAUAGCAGAACGAUUAAUCGGGACGUUGAAAUUAUUCCGUUAUUUAGCUUUCUAUUAGCACGUAUAUAGAAAAUCAGUUUUUAGUUCAAGUUGUUUUAAUUGAUAAGAUUUUCGUUUGUUUCGUCGAACGUACCGGGGUGAGAUAAAAGAACGACAUUCAGAGGGAAUGAUAGAUGUAUUUCUUUAAAUAGUCGAAGUAGGUGCAGAUAUGUCUUUCCGUGUGGUGCGCAGCAGCAAGUUCCGCCACGUGUACGGGACGGCUUUAAAACGUGAACAAUGUUACGAUAAUAUAAGGGUGUCGAAGUCCUCGUGGGAUUCAACCUUUUGCGCCGUGAAUCCAAAAUUUCUCGCUAUCAUCGUAGAAUCUGCAGGCGGUGGUGCUUUCAUAGUCUUACCGCAUAACAAAGUAGGUCGAAUACCAGCAGAUUAUCCUUUAGUCGGUGGACACAAAGGUCCUGUAUUAGACAUUGCAUGGUGUCCUCAUAAUGAUAAUAUCAUAGCAUCAGGUUCCGAAGAUUGCGUAGUUAAAGUAUGGCAAAUACCUGAUGGUGGUAUUUCUAGGACAUUAACUGAAUCUGUGGUAGAUCUUCAGCUGCAUCAGCGCAGAGUUGGCCUUGUAUUAUGGCAUCCUACAGCAUUAAACAUAUUGCUCACAGCUGGAUCUGAUAAUCUUGUAUUGAUUUGGAAUGUAGGCACAGGAGAAGCCAUAGUACGAAUAGAUUGUCAUCCAGAUAUGAUUUAUUCUGCAUGUUGGAAUUGGGAUGGUUCCAGAGUAGUUACUACUUGUAAAGAUAAAAAGAUUCGAAUUUUGGAUCCAAGAACUGGAGAGAUAUUAGAAGAAGCCAUUGCGCACGAAGGUAGUAAAGCAACUCGUGCAAUCUUUCUCAGGGGAGGCUUGAUAUUUACCACAGGUUUCAGUAAAAUGUCUGAGAGGCAAUAUUCCCUACGUGCUCCAGAUAUGUUAGGUGAACCUAUAGUUAUGGUCGAAUUGGAUACAAGUAACGGAGUUAUGUUUCCUUUGUACGAUUCCGACACGAAUUUAGUGUAUUUAUGUGGGAAGGGUGACUCUGUGAUUCGAUAUUUCGAAAUUACCCCUGAACCUCCCUUUGUUCAUUAUAUCAAUACGUUUCAAACGCCUGAUCCUCAACGAGGUAUAGGAAUGAUGCCAAAACGAGGCUGUGAUGUUAAUAGCUGUGAAAUAACUAGAUUUUACCGGCUCAACAACUCAGGCUUUUGCCAGGUUAUCUCUAUGACUGUACCAAGAAAGUCAGAAUUAUUUCAAGAAGAUUUGUAUCCUGAUACCCCCGGCGACACUGCUGCGAUUUCUGCCGAAGAGUGGGAAAAUGGAACCGAUGCAGAUCCCAUAUUGAUCUCUCUGAGGGACGGUUAUCAACCCUCAGUAGCCAAAAACGAAUUGAAAGUGCAUAAAAAGUCAAAUAUAUUGAGCAAAGGAGCAAAAGUUGCCUCCUCGAAUUCUGCACAAAAUACUACACAAGCAUCGGCAGGCAUUACUGAAGAACUUUUAAAAGAAUUUACGGAGGAAAUACGAAAAUUAAAAGCGGUGAUUGUGAAACAUGAGGGUAGGAUACGGGUGCUUGAGUCCGCGGUUGCUCUUCAAAUGAAAGAAGAUGAAAGAAAAGACAAGUCAUCUUCACCCACUGAUAGAGAAGUACUUGCAUCUGACGAAGUGUAAUUUUUAGCUCGCGUUUUGGGCUCAAGAGGAUAAUAAGAAAAGAAAGAAAACAUAAUUAAUUGUGUAAUAAAAAUGAUCAUAUAUUUUGAUAUAACAAUUUGUGUAAAUAGUAGGUAUUAGCUACGCUGUGUGUUUUGAUUUUUUUGCAAUGAUUUUUGCUAUUUAUUGUACAUCCAUUCAUCAUACAUCCUGUGCAUUUGUACUAUGUUUACAUUUCUUAUUUUGUUAGAUUGUAGUCAACAUGUGAAUUCACUUGUUACUAGCAUUAAGAUUUCGGAUGUUAUUUUAUGUCUAACUAAUACACAAGACUUUUAUGUAUAUUCAACCCUAUAAUUGUUCAGGAUGAAACGAGUGUCUAUCGUUUAUAGAGAUAUAUCGCUGUAAAAUAAUGAAAAAUUAUUUUAUUUCUGGUAUGAAUAAUACAUAAUUCAUAUGUAAGUUAUGCUACAUAAGAUAACCAAGAUAAAAAAAUCACUAUUUUACGAACUUUUGCGAGUAACAAAUAAUAAGGAACUGAGUAUUUUUGACUAAUCUGUUUUUUGACAUCGUGAAAAGAAAUCAUUUGUUUUGUAUAAAAAAAAAUGUGAAUAUAAAACAAUAUAAUUGAUUGAGAAAAAUUU